Molecule: messenger RNA, 1174 nt
Organism: Podarcis muralis (Common wall lizard)
Lineage: Eukaryota; Metazoa; Chordata; Lepidosauria; Squamata; Lacertidae
Gene: PSMD7
Product: proteasome 26S subunit, non-ATPase 7
Biological process (GO): proteasome-mediated ubiquitin-dependent protein catabolic process
Cellular component (GO): proteasome regulatory particle; proteasome complex
Molecular function (GO): metallopeptidase activity; protein binding
Source: RefSeq, a predicted model, not a curated record
UCACUGCGGCUGCCCUUCCCAAGAUGGCGCGGCUGCCCAGCUCCUCCCUCAGCAUCGCUUGCUUCACACCCGGUGCCCUGAGUCACUGAGAGGCGCUUUGCUUACCGGGAGAAGGAGGCCAGGAACUAGGCCAGGACGUGGAGGCCGCGAAGCCGCCGCUGCUAUGCCGGAGCUGGCCGUGGAGCGAGUGGUGGUCCACCCAUUGGUGCUGCUGAGCGUGGUCGAUCACUUUAACCGGAUAGGAAAAGUUGGAAAUCAGAAGCGAGUUGUGGGGGUUCUCUUGGGUUCGUGGCAGAAGAAGAUUUUGGAUGUCUCCAACAGCUUUGCAGUCCCCUUUGAUGAAGAUGAUAAAGACGACUCUGUGUGGUUUUUGGACCAUGACUAUCUGGAGAACAUGUAUGGGAUGUUCAAGAAAGUAAAUGCCAGGGAAAGAAUUGUGGGAUGGUACCACACAGGUCCCAAGCUGCACAAGAAUGACAUUGCUAUCAAUGAGUUAAUGAAAAGAUACUGCUCAAACUCGGUAUUGGUAAUUAUCGAUGUAAAGCCAAAGGACCUGGGGCUGCCCACUGAAGCCUACAUCUCUGUGGAAGAAGUUCACGAUGAUGGGACACCCACCUCUAAGACCUUUGAACAUGUGACCAGUGAAAUUGGAGCAGAAGAAGCGGAGGAAGUUGGGGUGGAGCACCUGCUACGGGAUAUUAAAGAUACCACUGUAGGCACCCUUUCUCAGCGCAUCACAAACCAGGUCCACGGCUUGAAGGGACUGAACUCCAAGCUUCUAGACAUCAGGAGCUACCUGGAGAAAGUGGCCAUGGGCAAACUUCCCAUCAACCACCAGAUCAUCUACCAGCUCCAGGAUGUCUUCAACCUGCUGCCUGACGUCAACUUGCAAGAGUUUGUCAAGGCCUUCUAUCUGAAGACCAAUGACCAGAUGGUGGUGGUCUACUUGGCUUCACUCAUUCGCUCUGUGGUUGCCCUCCACAACCUCAUAAACAACAAGAUCGCCAAUAGAGAUGCAGAGAAGAAGGAGGGGCAGGAGAAAGAGGAGAGCAAAAAGGAGAGGAAGGAUGAGAAAGACAAAGAUAAGGAGAAGAGUGAUGGCAAGAAAGAGGAGAAAAAAGAGAAGAAGUAGAGUAGGAUUUUGUAUUUGUAUAUUAAAACCUUGUAAACUGAA